Messenger RNA from Hyalella azteca, 12970 nucleotides. RefSeq lists its product as uncharacterized. Gene Ontology annotation, molecular function: protein binding. The record is from RefSeq and is a predicted model, not a curated record. The transcript is spliced from 25 exons. NCBI's taxonomy places the organism in Eukaryota, Metazoa, Arthropoda, Malacostraca, Amphipoda, Hyalellidae. Bases 584 to 12172 code for a protein of 3862 amino acids.
CAGGGACGAAAAUUUUCUGAAUUUAUUCAAAUUUAAAACACAUCGUUUCCCGAUAACAGAAAUUGAGACAAAUAAAUUUUUCCAUCUGAAAGAUGAAUUUCCUGAAGGUGCACUGAAUUUUGAAGAAAUUUUCCGAUCAUCCUAUGAAUAUUCUUCGUCGUCUUCCAGUUCUUCAGUUGAAACAUUGGUAUUCAAUCCUGACUGUCGCAACAGCUGUGGCAGCAAAAGCAGCACCACCAUCGAAGCUAGAAGUGAAGCAGACGUAGACGAAAGUGUGGCUAGUGACUUGACAUCAAAUUCUAGUUUAGAUAUUAGUUCAAGUUCUUCGGGUGAAAACGACAGUGAAUUUGAUUUUCUUGAGCGUGAAUGCCAGUGUCAGAGCAGUGACUCUGACAGUGAGAAUGUCGUAUUAGGAGAGCUAGAAGAAAUUUUCAGAAAAUUUGGAUUUAUUUCCCAUUACGAAGAUUUACAUUACCGCGAUUUCAGGUCAAUCGGUCGCUGCUCCACCAUUCACGAAGAAACAGAAAGUGACGGUUCAUAUGGUUCUCUGAAACACAACGUCAUCAUUAAGACAAAGAGCGGCAUGGGCCAGUAUUAUGCCACAGCUGUGGCUCCUGCAGAAGGAACCACUGACUCCACGAAAACUGGAGAACACAGUGAUAGCGACACCACCAUGAUUUCUCCUACCGACGACGGAGAGAAAACGACUGAAGCCGAUAUGCUUCAUGAAUAUGAUCACGUGAACUCUGAGGAUAUGAGAAGUGAUGAUAUUGUCGAUUACAAAUCCGAACAGUUUUCGAAAUCCCCUCGAUCUUCCCCCAAUUCUACUGUGAACAGUAGUUGGAGGACCUCUCAGGCGUCUACCAACACAGCUGAAUCUUCGUCACCUGCCGCAGAUUCGGAUGACACUUUGGGAAAAGACAUGUCGGAAUUAUCUUCCAUUAAUUCCCGGCUUUCGACUUUGAACGAUUCAAGAGACCCAUGUUUCGGAACGCUUGACCGAAAGGCAGUGCAUUCGAAAAAUGCAGAGCUGCCAAAGUCUCAUGAAUCGAAUCUGCUUCCAACUGUAAUCGAGAAAGUCCCUCUGGUAGCCAACUCUGGUUCUCAGUCUAAUUUUUUAACGACACCUUCAAUGAGCCUUCCUGCAACGAGAAAGCCUGUGUCGACAAUCGAAGAUGCAUUGGAAGAUUUAGAAAAUAUUGAAAAAACGGCCCAAAGUAUACUCAUGAAACAUGAAUCAAUUGAGAGUUAUAACAGAGCAGGUUCUGUUACACCCACCAAUAAUCAGAAUGUAGAACAAUUGAAUACCGCCGAACCUCCUAUUUCUUCUUUUGCUUCUCAGAACAUAGAACACGAGGACAUUUCAGUUACCAGCACAUCUCUCGAAAGCUCUAAUCAGACACCAAAUGUAGUGCCGCUGGAAUCUGACAAGAUUAAAGAGCGCGGCGAAACUGCAUCUAACCAUAUUGAAGCUAACGAGGCAAGCGAUUUGAGGGUUGAAAAGGUGUCGAUUGCGAGUGAGGAAACUGCUUUCAAAUUGUCAAAUGAAGCCACGGCCUCCCAAACUCCAACCGCUUCAAUGAUUCCAGAGGUUGAACCAGAGGACGUUGAAAUGAACAAUCACAAAAUGAGCGCCUCGCUCACCGUUGAAAUUGUUGGAGAAAACCGGAAAAGGCCAAGUCCGCCACCUCGAAAAAAGCACAACGCUCGUGGGAAAGAAAAAAAAGAACAGGCCGAUUCGUUUUCGGAAGAGAAACCCCCAUUGCCACCAUCUGCUUCUCCUGUUCCAAAAACUGACGUCAAGAAGCGUUGGUGGUCAAGGACAAAGGAAACUCCAAUUUUUAUCUCUCGUGAGUCAUAUAACGAAGAGCAAGUUUCCAAGGAACUUCAACGUUUAAGACAAAGUUACAAAGAAAGUGACAUAAACGAUUUUUUAGAUUCUUUAGACAACACUAAAAUUCCGAUGGACUACGAUGACGAGUUCUUUGAGCAACUUUUGACUGGAAUCAAGAACGAUCUCGACCCAAUCGCACCCACUGAAUCGACCGAGAGUUUGAACAUUAUAUCUGAGGCUCCGUUACCAGAGAACACAAGCUGCGAAAAUAUUUCAGAUCUAGAAAGAAAAGUUCGCCCGCGCAGCUUGUCUACGUCCAAGAGAUUCGAAAAAGUUAAAGAACGAAUAAAAGAGCUUUUGAGACGCAGGAAAAAGAAAUAUGGCAAAUGCGUAGAAGACCAGCUAGUACCUUCGUCUUCACAGACAUCCGCUACUAAUUCCAGGCCAGAAACUCCUUCUAGUAGGCCUGCGACACCUCGAAGUCGGUCUACCACACCUGAAUGCCGGGUUUUCUCGUCUGACACCACUAAAAUUGAAGAUACAAACAAGAAAAGCUUUGGUAUCUUUGAGUUCUUGAAAAAAUCAUCCCCAAAGGUUUUGCGUAAACAUUACGAUAAAAAAAUGCGGCGCAAAUCCGAUUCUUUGCAAACGUCUGAAAAUGAGGCUGACGAUAAAGAGGCAUUCAUAAUAUCCACUGAAGACAUACAUUCUACAAGGUCUGAAGCGAGUGGGAGUCGAUCUAACCUCAAAGGCAGCAAAACUUCUCUAGAUGAAUCAAAAAGUAUCAAAAAAGAAGUUCGAUUCACGGCUGAUGAAUCGGCCGUUGUGAAGCAUUUCGACGAUAAACCUCCUGAGCACAGCAUUAUUGAUACGACACCAACGUUUGUAGAUAUCAAGGUGACGAAACAGCAGAUUAUCACUGUUGAAGAAACUAUCGAGUUUGAUCAACAACUCGCUGGUCAAGAUGAGGGAAGUUUGAAUGAGGAUGCAUCUUAUGGUUUUCAUGAUUCGAACGAUAGAAACUCAGAACUCACUUUUUCUGUUGAGAACCUGUUGCCUAAACUACCCGAGAGAGUUAAACCUCCAAGACGAAAAAAGAAACAAAAAGUUAUUCCGAGUACUAUUGAAAAUAUCGCUAACGAAGAUUUUCGAGUAAGUAUUGGCUCAGAUCAAUCAAGGGAAAGUUGGGCCACUAAUUCUACUACUAACAUUACAUCGGAAAAUCCGUCUAUACCUGCAGAGGACUCACCUACACCCAAUCAAAACGCGGGUGUGAGCUUUGAUUUUGCCGCUGAUUAUUCGGCUAAGGAAAAUUCAUCGGAAGCUGUUCAGUUUUUAAAUAGAGAAGAAUCAAGUUUGUCUCGAACCGAGGAUAGAAAUGAAUAUUCGUUUAUCGGAAAAGAUGUUCCGCAUAUGCAUGAGGCUGAACCUCAUGGAAAGGCUGAAACACACGUGUCAUCUUCUUGCGAAGAUAAAAAAGAAAUCAGCAAUAGGACCAUUUCUACGAAAAUUACCGAUACAUCGACAAAAAAUAAAUAUAUCGACCAGGACACUUGUACUGUUAAUGAUAGUGUGAAGAUUGAUGUCCAAGCCUCAAACAAAGCUUUGAUCCUUGAUGAAACUUCCAUAAAUGCGUAUUCCAGUGCCAUUGAAGCCAACAGUCUCAAAGAACCAUCACCGCAACCUUUUCCUAAUAUAUGUGAGAACGUAUCAUCAUUUUAUGAUAAUGAUAACAUCUUUGAAGAGCCCAUGUCGAGGAUUGUUGAGGAAGAUGCAUCGUCCAUCUCUGAAGAAGAAAUCAAGCCAAUACCUUUGCUUUCGAUAACUUCUUCAAAACCAGGUAGCGUUUCUCUAACAAGUAUUAGCCAGGCCCAAAAAUCCGAAGAGAAAUGUGAAACAAUUUCAGUUCCUUCCGAUACGGCUAAACUGGAGGUCAAAAAUAAAAAUGUUUCUGAACCUUCACAUGAAUUAUACGACGAAGCAGCUGAAGUUUGUGAUGCCAUGAAGCAGUUUACAUCACAAAAUGAAGAUCCGAAAGAUGUUAAUUGUAAACCACUAGAAAUUGUAACUAAGGCGACACCUCAAGCAGCGAAACUGCAACAGAAUUAUGUCGGAUCAGAAAUAACAUCUCAAGAAGAAUUUGUUUACGACUCUGAAGGUAAAGUUGUGAAUAAAAAUAAAUAUGACGACAUAGACAUUAACGUUCUUUCAUCUAUCACGCAAGAAAUGACCCUUAUAGCAUCAGACAUGGAUCUGGAAAUUCAAAUGGCCGAGAAUAUUAUGAAUGAAAACCCUAAAGCACCAAUUGAAAAUCGUGACGUUUCUCCAUCGACGUUGCACGUACACGAUUCGAGUACACCCGAUAUUAUUUCAAGAAUACAAGUAAAUCACUGUCAACGGAUUUCUGAUACAGAUUUUUCAGAGAUUCUUAAACCAAUAUGCUUUCAAACCGACAAUAAAAACGAGCAUCUACGUUGUGAACCUGAAAAAGAGAAGGACGGAUGGGUUUUCGUCGAAAAAGAUGGUGCACAUGAUUUUCCGAAAUCAUCAAUAACAUCUAGUAAAGGCUUUUACGGUCCUCCUAUAAUAUAUAGCUCAGGUAAAGUUUUAGCGCCAAAUAAACUCGAGUUGGAAUCCAAAGAUGGCUGGAUCCAGACAAGUGAAAAUCCCGUUCCGGUACCUCCUCGGCAGUUUCAGCAAAAGAUGCCUAUGCAAGUGGUUACGGAACUGAAAUCCAUCUUAUCGGAAAAUACAACUGCGCCUAUUCUACGUAAAGCUCCUGAGCCUCUACCCCGCUGGGAUUCCAACAUUAAGUUCAACGCAAUGGCCAAGAAACUACCUGCACCAACGUCGACGCACCAGGAGCCGGCCAGAUACAUGUCAUCCUCCGCUCUUCAACAACUUGGUCUCAACGAAACUUCAUUACUGGGCGAAAUCGAAAACAUCCUCGGUGUUGGUCCCCUUGCCAGUUCAGCUUCUGCACCUAAACCGAGAAUUUCACCGCCUAAAGGUUUCACAUUUACCGAAUUGAACAAUCCUCUUCAACCUGCCAAUUUCAAGGAACCUUCUCCUGCCGUGGAGUACAAUUCAUCGACCGCAUCCAAGUCGAAAUGGAUUCGUACAGAAUCGGGUGGUUACGUCAGGGUUCCAAGUCAAGAAAAUUUGCUGAUUGAUGAUAAAAAUGUCGUCGAGCUGAAACAGCAGGAGCCUACGUCAUCGCCCAAUGUUUCGAAUGACACCACUGUGCCAUCGAAAAGCACAGCGAACUCGUCGAAGCAAACUGUUUCACCUGUCACUACUGUACCUAAGUUUACACCUACGAGUCGCGAUUUCGGUCAGCCAAACCAGUUCACUGCACAAAUCAACAGCCAAACAAAAGCAUCGAGCAAUCAGCGUUCAGUUUCUUUGACAAGACUCGGUGAUAAGUCUGAAAAAGACAAUGCUUUAAGCAGCCAGGAUGGGAAGCUGGAGCAGCAAAAAUUAGAACAGAAUGGGAACAUAGAGAAGCGAGCUCUGCAAAAGGAACUUGCGCCGCCACCCCGGGCUCUCGGUUCGAACGAGAGCGUUGUUGGAGGUGGUGGCGAUGGUUUGCGUGGUCGCAUCAGCGGGCAGUCCGGAUACCCUUACAACCGAACACCGGAGGCCUUCGCUGCAACUAAAGCGGGCUCAGCCAGCCCGUCGCUGGGCCGUAAGGAGUACAGGAGGGUGGCGUACGAUGGCUCUACGCUGCACCGACGGCCUUCUCAGGAGAAUGUAGCAGCACCUCGGCCUGAGGAAAGCUUUGCUUGGAGAGACAAGGAGGCACAGCAGCUGAAGACAUCGCUGCCGCGCUCGCAGAACCCAACAGUCACGCUACUCCAGAAGAAGAGAGAGGGCCACAUUCCCUCUAAGCGACCCGAGUACCUGUCUGGCGACGAGUCUUCUUACUACAAACCUUCUGAUAAAUUGUACACGAUCAAGCGCGAGUAUGAGAGCGAGGACGACGAUACGGGCAGCAGCCGACGCUUCGCCGUGCUGGGGCCCCGCAAGAUCGAUGGCGUGGGCCCCACCACCGUCGACGGCGUGCCUGUCUCUCUUAAAACUGGAGUGAAGUCAGAAUACCAAGGAGACUGGUACCGAAAAAUGUUUGACUCUCUACACAAAGUAAAAGACGACGAUUUCGUGACGGUCAAGUAUAAAGUUCCCCGAGUUCGUUAUGGCAGCAGCGGCUACAUGUCCGAGCCCGAAGGCUAUGACUCCGACUUCGGUCUCUCCUCCCGCUACUCGACGCUGGACAGGCGCGGCAGAGGAGGGCUGGACUGGGACCCUAACGACACACUCUCCAGAAAUGAUGCUGAACAAGGCGGCGCCGAACGAAACGUGAAGCGUUACGUACACCAGCCCGGCCGCAUUGAGGACUACAUCCCAGGACGCUCCUCCCUCUCUGAGAAGGAACUUCGUGCCAAUCCAGAAGUGGAGUAUAAACUCGAGUCCCGCGACCAAGAUCCUCCUAGGGGCUCGAGCAAUCACCGCUACAACCCUGCGCGCAUGCAGAUGUCCCAUGCGCUCAAGGAGGGAGGCUACGAGAGCGACAGCACGCUAGUGUUCCGCAAGCAGAGCGAGAGGCGUCCGGAAAACCGCAACAUCAGCGAGGUGUACAGACAGAUUCAGCGAGGCGGUGAAGUUCCCCUUGAAGGCCUAAGGAAAGCUGCUCCACGCAAGCCUAAAGAUGAUUUCUUCGUAGUCUACUCCGACCUUGAUCUUGGCCUUAGUCAUCCUGCCUUGAGUGACUUGUCCGCAGCAACUCGUGCAUUUUCUUCACCAGCGCUGUCUGCAGUCCAAUCCACCUCUGAAGUUUCAAACGCACCGUCGUCUGAUAAUCCUAAAUCAACAACUGAAAGUUCUUCGGAAGAAAGGUCCAGUCAAAAUUGUUCUAGUUUUUCAGUCGGUGACGAGGCAGAAGACAUGUCGUCCAAACCCAAAGUCUCCACAAAUGCAAAGAUAUCUCCGGCGAGUCCCAAUGCUCCUCGUCGGGUUUCUUCAAAAUGGCAUCCGUCGUUGAUCAAAAUCACGAAAGAUAAACCUCCAGCUGCAAACAUUCGUUCUGUGUCUGCCGAGCGGGUGAGAGCAACUAGGGCCCUUUAUUCUUCAUGGCAUCGUGAAAUGGUGACCAAGUCGAAAGAUAAGUUAUCUCCUGGAAGAGCAACAUUGCACGCUCCUCGAACUAGAGCGUCUCCAUCAUCGACUACACCAAAAACUUUCCUCUUGGGCAGAAGAGCAGUUUCUGAGUCGCGAUUCACGAUUCAAGACAGAGAAUUGUCUCCCUCUCCUGGAAGCAAUGACAAUACUUCCGCAUUGGAUAAAACCCGAAAGUUGACUUCUGUGAAUCGAUCAAAUUCUAUUAAUGUAAAAUCAAUUGAGCCUAAAAUAAGAGAGAAAUCCUGCCUGCUAACUAGUGCAUCACCGCCUCGGAGGCUUUUGUCUCCAAGGAGUGACUCGCCUCGGCGCAAUUCAUCUCCUGUUUCUGAACUUGGCCGUCCACCUUUGUCACGACACACUGUGAGCAGUAAAAUAAAAACCAAGUCAUAUCAAGAGAAAUCUGGUAGCAGUACUUUGGGAAUGCGUAGUCGCAGUGCUGAACAUCCAGGCUCAGCGAGGAUUGCAAGACACAGUUGCUGCAUCGCAUCAACGGAAAAAGAUUCUCAUUCCAAGACGCUUCCAGGAACAAACAAAACUAAAAUUUUGAAUCGACGUGCUCAUCCAACCGAUUCUAAGCGCCUACGUCAAAGUGAGAGUUUUGACACAACACAUAGCAACGAAACUGGGUAUUCAAGUAUGUUGGAUUUAUCACCUUCCCCAUCGCCGGAUAAUCUUCACUUCGCUUCGCCUAUCGGUCGAUCAAGCAAAAAUGCGAAGACGUUUGAGCGCAGAAAUCAGUCUACAAGUGUGAAUUUUCCAUCAUCUUACUUCAGGAGGACUCUAACAUCUGCCGAUUACGCUGAGCGUCGUGCAAAAUGGGAGACGUUAUCUAGAAGUGAACCGAAGAAGCGUUUUCGUUCCAUCAGUCCACCAAAAAGUCUCAUUCCUCUUCGGUCCACAAGUCUGGUGAGGCAAGCCAGUAGUGCGAUGAAGAAAAAUCAGUCAAAACUUACCGAAGAACAACCUCGUCGUUCGCGAAGCUUGGAAGUUGUCAGCUCAUCUCCAUAUAUUUCUCCUGAAAAAUACCGGCAAUAUAUUCUCGAAGUGCGAUUGGCAGCUCCUCAAAAUGUCAGAGUUUCUAAUUUAAGACGGCUGUUCUCAUCGCUCGAUCGCGUCCAACAUUUGGAAAGGUCAAUAAGCUCCACUGACUUGUCUUUACUUGAACGAAAAGCCAGUUAUCUUCUUGGAUUCGAGGCAUGGAAAAAACUGAAAGAUAACGAACGUAAGGCUCUCGAAUACAAGCUCUUGAUAAAUGAACUUGACGUUGCUCAAUCAAACAAAGACUUCCUUUACUGCGUUUCUCCCGAAAGAAAGUGGAUAGGUGACUCAUUUCUGCGAGGAAAGAACAAAAGUGUUCAAGAAAUUCGCCGAAAAUUCUUGGAACAAAAUACAUCGCCUGAACGUUUUGAACAAAGAUCCAAAACGGAUUUCAUUUACUCCUCUGGAGUGUAUAAAGGGCUUUGGAGAGGUGAGUCGGUGAAAGAGUGCGCCAGAAAUAUUAUCAGCAAGCAGCAUCCUUCCGAGUUAAAAACAAAACUCAACAGGGAUUCAAUUGAACGGCGAUCCAUGGGACUUUGGACUAGUCUGAGUUUAGAACAAGUCAACGCGUUAAAAGAUCAGUUAAAUGAUAUUUAUGGAUCCAUGCAUAACGUCCAAUCAUGGAAAGAAAGAAAGAAACUCAGUCGCAGUCGGAGUCAAAAAGAAAGAGGUGAGACUAAUCGAGAAACGCACGAGACCGUCAACAUUGCUGCUACAGGUCGGUUGCUGACUGAAAAAUUUGCCAAACGGGCUGCGCGACCAGCCUCCGCCGACUGUUCACUUCUUACUAGCCCCGAACUGGUGCCUAGUAGCCUCUCCAAACUGACCAAUAUUGAAGCCGAACGUAAGAAACUGUCAAAGCAACUUUCACUAGAGCUGAAAGAAAAGGUUAAUGAACAACGGAAGGGUGCCGACACUAACAUAAAUCGUGUACUUGCCAAUCAUGGUAGCAGACGUACUCCCUCCAUUAGUCCGGACAGCACAUCAAGAAUGUCUCCAAGGACUUGUUAUUCAUUGGAUAUUUCGGAUUCAUCUCAGCCUUCAUCUUUAACUUCUCACGCAGACGAUCAGUUCUUCCUCCUUCUUCAAAAGCCAUUGAGAAGCCGCAGCUUACCACCCGAUUUGAAUGACGAGGACGGAGAAUCAAGUGAUUCUGACGUGUCCGUUCGAACUGUGAUUCACAAAGACGUCGCUGGAAAAGUUAAGUUUUUUGAGAAAAGAGCCCGGAAGCAGUCGAGAUCUUCUGAGCGCUACUCCUCGGUUAACAAUAGGUUGAGCCUGCCUUCGGAGCCAGAUCUGUGUCGCUUCUCAGCAACACUUCCUGCAUCCUACAAAAAACGUCAAUCUGCUCCCACCUUGUCUUCUCAUGACUUGUAUACUAGAGAAGACGUGCCAUCAUCUAAGCCUAGAGGUCGACACGAAAAUUAUUUCAUGAAGAGGAGAGUUGGGUCUGAAUCGAUGUCUACUUCAAAAGAUCACCGCUAUGGGGACUACGACGGCAGUUACUCACGUUCAUAUCUGAAAUACGUCAAAACAGGAGAUGUUUUUCGCUUACGUGACAAGUAUGAGAGCACGGAAAAAUUAUCUUACUCGGACAAACUGCGAGCAAACUCAUUGCCUAAUCUCGAGGAUACUUUAUCCCGAGUUACCCCAAAUAACAGAACAAUCGUUCGGGCUCAGGAAAAUGGCGAUGUGAGCUCCGUUCGUCAAAAAUAUGAAGUGCCCAGAAAAUCAAGAAGCCCAACUCGAUGGGUUCCUAUUCGAGACGAGUACGUACCCAAAAGUAAAAUUAAAUCCACUCUCGAGCGUCUUGGAGAAAAGUCUGAAUCUUUGUACGACCCUGCUACGAUCGAGCGUGUGAGCAAACGAGACAGCGUUGAAAAGAGCGUUCUGAAGCGAGUUCACACAGGUCUUGUUGAAACUAAAGUUGGGAGAAUCGAGUCCAAUAUUCAUUUGAAAUCAGGACUGUCACUACUUGGGCACAUGUACACGUCUUCUCCAUCAUUGACCGAACUUUCCAACAUGGGCCCUCUCGUGCCUCCUAGGCCAUUGUCGCCUACGUCCGCGGCUCCCAAGAAACCCCUUCGUUUGCAUCAAGCAGUAACAGCUAAACCCCUUCAGACCUCUACUCCUACGGUGUCACCUCUUGAUGGUUCUUCCUUGAAGUCUGACCUCAGAGUAGUGACUCCUCCAGAAAUGAACCGUUGCUUUGCUGGCAAAAAUUUUCCUGAUUAUAAUGCUGAAAAUCAUCGACCGAAGUCUCGUUAUAUUCCACUGGACUGUCAGGGUGCUGUUUCGUGGACUCGUUCUCUUGAACGACCAAGGCGUCUAGCUCGGGCAAUCGCCCCUGCGUCUUUCAAUGGUCCAGCCGUCACGACUUGCGCAGUAAAUUCAUGCGCAACGUCGUACUUUUCUUGUACCCGUCAGAUGACUGUGCCCUCUAGCCGGCUUUCCUACAGCAGUUCUUAUUCUACCAACCCAUCUCGUAGCUCCAUUGGAAGCCAAGGAUUCAUACUACCGUACUUCGAUCAUCGGCAAGCUCAACCAAGUUCAUUGCCGUAUGUCUCACCGCCAUCGAGGGUUAGCUCCUACUCUUUCCAAGGUGAUUUACCGGAACCUGGAAAUUAUUACCAAUACCGUCCUCAAACGUCACGUUAUGAUUGUCGAUCGCUUUCUCCUCCACGUUCGUAUAGCCAGUUUUCUGACGUUCACUCCCCUGCACGAUACGGUCCCUACUCUGGGCAGCGACUACCCCAAGACUACUCGCACAACCGCAACUCGUACUUGUCAUCGGGAGAGAGAAGUUCUUAUCUAGAAGCAAAGUCUCUACCAGGAUCAGUGAUCUCUACGCCUCGUCCGAUUUCUCCACCUCGAAGUUUGUAUUCUGCUAGAGCUCCUCCGCGACCUCCUCAACGCAAGUCGGCCAGAGAAUUUGAGGCGCAAUUAACCAGAUCCCGUAAUCGCCUUCAAGCAGUUAGAGACCACAACUUCAACAAAGCUGUCACUUGGAAAGACCCAGUCAUCGGCCCCUUACCUUUCCCCUACUUAGCGGCUGGGGGAUAUGGAUUCUCACGGUCAGACUCACCUUACAAGUAUGACACGAGCGAAGUCAACAUUCACUACAAGACCCCAGUGCGACUGGAGCAGAAGGAACACAUCCCUGACGAAGAGCUUGCACGACGUCAGGAGGAGCACAUGCAACGUGUCUACGAACAGGAACGUCGCAAGAAAUACCUCGCUGAAGUCGAGGACAUCGAGAGACGGCGUCACGCCGACAACUUCACACCGCUCCAGAAGUCGCCCAUCCCCCUGAACCGCUACGAUGACGACAUAGUCACUGGUCGCCCCCCCAACAAGCAGGUGGCGCGAGCACUCUUCAGCUUCACCGCGCAGAACAAGAGGGAGCUGAGCUUCAACAAAGGCGACGUAAUCAGCGUGCGCCGGCAGAUCGAUAAGAACUGGCACGAGGGCGAGCUCCGGGGCAUCGUGGGCAUUUUCCCCUCCAACUACGUCGAGAUCCUGCCUGCUGAAAGCCUGAAGUCACAUGUGCGGAAGCCGGCUGAAGGGCAGGCGAGAGCUCGCUUUGCUUUCCAGGCGCAGACCGCCAUGGAGAUGUCGCUGUCGAAGGGAGAAACGGUCAUCCUAACACGUCGCGUUGACCAGAAUUGGUACGAAGGCCGCGUUGGCGCACGCCGUGGAAUCUUCCCCGUGUCCUAUGUGGAUGUCCUCGUCGAACCCGGCGACAAAGCCUCACCGAGCAGCUCUCCUCUACCACGCCCAGCUCUGCCAUCCACGACGGUUCUCUACAACGGCGUCGUGCCGGCCUCUGCCAGCGCUAAUUCCACCAUGAGUGGCACCAGCGCGGUGCAGCAGCAACAGACCACAACAGUCGAGUCGCGGGCCACGUACAACCAACAGCUGAGCGUUAACACACAACAGGAAUCUGUUCCAUACCGCGCUUUGUACAACUACAAACCUCAGAACGAAGACGAGCUCGAACUGAAGGAAGGCGACGUCGUCAUGGUCAUGGAGAAGUGUGACGAUGGCUGGUACGUCGGUACGUCUCGUCGCACGUCCUUGUUUGGUACCUUCCCUGGCAACUACGUCGAGCGCAUCGCGUAGGGAUACUUUGCUAAAUUAUACGUUCUAUUUUAACGUACGAACUACAUACCUUGUAGAGCUAAAAUUUAUUCCCGGGAUUUUACAAUUUUAUUUUAAUUUUUUUUAUAAUUUAUUCCCAUCGCAUCUCGUGCGAUAAUAUUCAAUGAUCUAACCUUCCUCUUAUUAAAACUUUAACAAAUUUAUUCUAUGCACGUCGCAAAAAUUUCUGGUUAAAUGGUUGAGAAUAUGAAUUCCUGGUUAUAAAGUAAUUCUGAAACGGGCAAUCAUUUACCGUGAGUAAAUUUGCGGAGAGUUCGAAAUGAUUUAAAAUUACCCUAUUUUUUUUAAUUUUUAAAUAUUUCUAAAUGCUAACGAUGGCGAUCGAUCGAUCCGAAUCUGUGAUCGAUUUCGUAACGAUGACGUAUCAAAUUCUUUCGACGUUUCCUUGCACGUUAAAUAGAUAGAACAUAACUUUGUGCGACGUGUCAGUUCAAUAAUUCUGCAGGGGAUCUAAAUAUUUUAAACCAUUGUUUAAAAAUCUUGAAGGUUUUUAUUAAAGUUUCCGUUUCGUCGUUGCCAGACUCGAAGUUGUGUGUUGCCUUAGAAAAAAUGUUCAAAGUACGAAUGAGUGCGACUUGACUAAGGAACGAUUAUUAAUUAGAAAUGGUUACUUUUUCCGGGAUGCAUAUGUAAUGUCAUGAAAAUGCCGUGAAAAAUCUUGGCUUACUUAUGCUGAUUUUCUGAUUCUGUUUCAAUUUGGAGAUUCAAUUGACCGAUUUUCAAAUAAAUAUAAAUGUCAUUUUAUAAAUGUUGUGUGGC